UCAAAUUAUGCAGUUCGUUUCGUUGUGAACUCGCGCACAGCAUGCUAAUUAGGCGAAAAUCAUUUACAGGCAAAACAUUAAAUAAAACAUUUCUAGUUUGACCAAAGACGAGAACAAUUGGUCUAAGCUUGGCAUACCGAAGCCAUAGCGAACACGUAUCAUUCUCUCCCGCGUGUUGUUCCGAAUGUUGCGCAAUCUGCUACUAGCCCGCGUGCUUGCUCCCCAGCAACCUAACCCAUUGCCCAACGGCCGCGCCAUUAUCACGCCACCGACGUCGGCGUAGCCGUUGAUAGUGCCUACAAUUGCCAAAACGCGCUGCUGUAAUCUCGAUUAGAUCUUUCAGUCAGUCAAUCAGUCUCGCAAUGAAGAAACGUUCGAAUUCACGUGGCACACCGCCCGCGCAGGAAACGUGUGGCGAUCGUUUAAGCGCAGCCGCCUCUGCCCUAAACAAAUCAGGUGCGGCCAGUGCCCCGGCCACACCAACCAAGCAACGAGGCGGAGAUAACGGCAAGGCGGCGGGGGCACGCCGAAAGGAAGAAAUAGCAAAAACCUUUGUCAUAGUCAACGAGCGACCAGUAGAUGAUAUAUCCUUAGACUUUUUUUAUAAGCCACACACAAUCACAUUGCUGGCCGUCUCCGUGCUGGCCGUGAUGUACUUUGCCUUUGUCCGAAAUGAAAGCAAUGUAGAGGACAAUCUUUGGGCAGGGCUGCUCUCCAUAGUAUUCUUCUUUCUUAUCGUCUCGGUUAUUGCAUUUCCCAAUGGACCAUUUACACGACCACAUCCGGCAAUCUGGCGAAUACUUUUCGGUUGUUCGGUGCUCUAUUUGCUCACAUUACAGUUUUUAAUGUUCCAAAACUAUCAAACCAUACGAAAUAUGUUCUAUUGGUUGGAUCCCAAGCUGAAAAACUUUCAUAUUGAUAUGGAAAAGGAAUACGGUGUCAACUGCUCCGACAUUAGUUGGGAACGUGUUAAGGGCCAUUUGGAUGUGUUCGCCUGGGGCCACUUUCUGGGCUGGGCAUUUAAAGCGAUACUCAUCAGGCAUAUGGGCAUUUUGUGGGCCAUAUCGGUAAUGUGGGAGAUCACAGAAAUCACUUUUGCUCAUCUGCUGCCAAACUUUAUUGAGUGCUGGUGGGACGCGCUCAUCCUGGAUGUAAUCAUAUGCAAUGGCCUUGGCAUCUGGGUGGGCCUCAAGAUUUGUCAAAUACUCGAAAUGCGUGAAUAUAAAUGGGCUAGCAUAAAGGAUAUCUCAACGACAACGGGCAAAAUCAAGCGCGCAAUGCUACAAUUCACACCUGAAAGUUGGUCAGCAAUUAGAUGGCUAGAUCCAAAGUCGACAGCUAUGCGUUUCGCUGCAGUCAUACAGUUGGUUAUAUUCUGGCAGGUGACGGAGUUGAAUACUUUCUUCUUGAAACACAUUUUCGAGAUGCCACCAGAUCACAUCAUUGUAAUUGGCCGUUUGAUAUUCAUAGGCCUCUUUGUGGCACCCUCAGUCAGACAAUACUACGUCUAUGUCACCGAUACGCGCUGCAAACGCGUAGGCACCCAGUGUUGGGUGUAUGGAGCUAUCAUGGUCUCCGAGGCCAUACUCUGCAUUAAGAAUGGAAAGGAAUUGUUUGAACGCACGCAGUCCAUCAACAUUGUUAUUUGGCUAUCAAUUCAAGUGCUUAUCUCGGUUGCGUUCGUUUAUGUGGCUGUUUGGUGGCAGCAACGCCAGCUGAAAAAGGUUUCAUCGACGCCAACGAAACGUCAGCUCGACAGUCCCUCCAAAGGUAAUUUAUCGCCGCAAAAAAACCAAGAGAAGAAAAAUAAAUGAGAGGCAAUUAAAAGAACAAAUAACUGGCAAAUUUGUUAAUUGUACAAUGUACAUACACUUUAUGCAAAGCCGUACUGAUUAAAUUAACUGUAAUGUGUAUAUGUAUGUAUAAAACUGCUAAACCAACGAAAAUCUUGUUAUUAUAAAAGUAAAGCAACGGAUAUUUUCUAA
This is a messenger RNA of Scaptodrosophila lebanonensis, 1985 nucleotides long. It is a transcript of the gene l(3)77CDf, whose product is annotated as phosphatidylserine synthase 1. Gene Ontology annotation, biological process: phosphatidylserine biosynthetic process. Lineage: Eukaryota; Metazoa; Arthropoda; Insecta; Diptera; Drosophilidae. The transcript is spliced from 6 exons. The coding region runs from base 363 to 1814 and encodes 483 amino acids. The record is from RefSeq and is a predicted model, not a curated record. Gene Ontology annotation, molecular function: L-serine-phosphatidylethanolamine phosphatidyltransferase activity.